ACGCCCCGCGACGUGCUGGGCUUCGCGUGGCAGAUCGCCAAGGGCAUGGCCUACCUCAGCGACAUCAAGCUGGUGCAUAGAGAUUUGGCUGCACGUAAUGUCUUAGUUGCCGAAGGUGGAAUUUGUAAAAUAUCAGAUUUUGGUCUUACAAGGGAUGUGUAUGAAGACGACACGUACAUGAAAAGAAGCAAAGGGAGAGUUCCCGUAAAAUGGAUGUCGUUAGAAUCCUUGGCUGAUCACAUGUACACGAGCAAGUCUGACGUGUGGAGUUUUGGAGUUCUCUUGUGGGAAUUAGUUACUCUUGGAGCCUCUCCAUACCCUGGCGUUGCUGUACACAACUUAUUUCAUCUUCUCAAGGCUGGUUAUCGUAUGCAACGACCUGAUAAUUGCUCUCCUGCCUUAUACCGAAUAAUGCGGUCUUGCUGGAAUGAAAGUCCAGACGACAGACCUACUUUCAAGGAACUGACGUCAAUUUUCGAGAAAAUGCUUCAAGAUGGCGUGGAUUAUUUAGAUUUAAAUCCCCGUUCGGUACACAAUAUGACGUACUUUACAAGUUUAUCCAGUGCACGCGACAUAUUGGAUGACGCUGACGUCCACUAUGGGAAUCUCACCAUGCUGCCAACAGAUUCCGUGAACUACUUGACGCCUCACAAAUCCAGAAAGGACUCCAGCCUUUGUCUCACACUGAGUAGUGCCAUGGAAGAAGAAGAAAAACUACUUCACACUCCCGCGGAAAUUAUCUCCGUGGACCCGACGGAGCUCGAGAAAUCGACUCUGCAAAUCGAAGCGAUCAAGGGGGAUUCCCCCAAGAUCGGCAACGCGUACCUGAGCCCCAUAAGGCAGACCAGCUCGCAAACGCAAGACACUUCGUCGGCCAGCCCAUCCCCUGUCGCGUUGACGCAGAGGUACAUCAGCAUGUCAGUUGGCGAGCCUAGGUACACGAUGAGGCACAUAUCUCCAGACUCUAGUCCAAGAAUACCAAAUCAUGCCACCAAGGUUUCGACGUUUUAGAUGUAUUUACAGGAAGGCUAGAUAUUUCAUGCUUCUACAUAUCAUUUAAAUAAUACAUAUUUCUUUCAAGAAUAUAAGGAAAACAAUGGCAAUAAGUGUUGCUUAAUUUUUUCACUGACUCAACGAGUGUGUCUGCUCGCCGGCUCAGAAGACUGCAAGAGUAUAAACAAUUGUUUUACGCAUUAACCUGCUAACUUGGAAGUUAUUUUAUGUCAGAAAACUAGCCAAAGAAAUCAAAGGACAGUGUCCAAAGAUUGAUUUCUAGUCACUGUACGCUGUAAAUAAUUAAGCGAACAAAUAAAUAUUAAAAGGCAGACGUCUCUUAAAUAGUUGAAGAGAGAAUAAAGUAUCUACCAAUGAUGUUAAAGAGGCUCUCUUUCCAUCUGAGCUAGUCCAUAGCAAAAAGAAGAAGAGGCAAUAAUGAAAUUUGUGGGAGCUGAUUCCUGAUAAAUAGAAGUACUACAUUAAAUACUGAACGCAGAAGCUUCAAGAUAUAUAAUGUUCUACACCAAACGUGACUGAACCGGACUCUCUCUACAGAUUAUACACAGCGCUUACUCUCAAUGAAGCACAGCAUUUUCGGCACUGGUGUAUCAUCCAAGAAAUAAGUGUUUUAUACCUAAACUCAUUUUGGAUAAUUCAGUGUGAAACAAGGAAGAAAUGCAUUCAAUCAUGAAGUGAUGCAAGGUGAAGCUGUCAGCAAUUUGACAUUUGAAAGAUAACUUUUCAGCGUGGUAUUUGUACUUUUAAAUAAAAUACCCUGCGCACAGAAAAAGGGUUUCAUCAUAGUGUGUUUCUGUGGUAACUGUGUUGGUGUAAACGUUUUUGUCAUUUUUAUUACAACUCCUGUAUCUCACCAAAAAACAUUAUUUAUAAACUUACGUCGUGUGCAAAUGGCUGACUGACAUCCAAUUGUGUAAUAAGUGCCAUGAAAUAUUUUUAUGUAUUUCUCAUUGAGAAUGUAAGACUGAAUUUCUUCACUUCUAUGAAGCGAAAAGUAAAUAAAAUAUUUUAUAUUCAUA
Gryllus bimaculatus (two-spotted cricket) is the source of this 2033-nucleotide messenger RNA. The record is from the annotation of a GenBank genome assembly. NCBI's taxonomy places the organism in Eukaryota, Metazoa, Arthropoda, Insecta, Orthoptera, Gryllidae.